UGUGCUGGACCUGUGUCGUGCGUAGCCUCGUCAAAUAUGUUUAGCGCCCUGUGUCUAUCUGAUCAAGGAGAAACUGUGACCUACGAAGUAUGAGAAAGCCAAGGAAAACUCCAUCGAAGCAAUUGGCGAAGGAGCUCGGCACAUCACCGCGACGUACGGAAACGAAGCCUCUCUCAGGGAUAACGUGAAGCCGACGAUCGAGCACCAUGUCGUCGGAAAAAAGCCUCGACACCGCCGACUGCGUCGUCUUUGGUGUGCUCACCGCUGUAGGUUACAUCGUCGGGAUAUACUUCUCAUUUUCCCGCCGACGGCAGAAGCUGGCUUCCAGCGAUGGUGAUGUACCCAGCGCAGAUUUCGAAGCAUUCCUGGGUGGCCAGAGCCUCCCGUCCGUAGCUCUGGCCGUCUCCGUCGUGGCGUCCGUGGCGAACGGCAUGAACGUGGUGGGAUUCGUGGGUCACUACUACGCCUACGGUUUCCACGCGCUGUGGAUUCUGGCGGGAACGGCCUUUGCGACCACGUUUGCGGUGGUUGUGAUGAUUCCGUUGCUCUACAGGCUCGGCGUGGCAUCCAUUUUUCAGUAUCUUCGAAUGCGUUUCGACAACAAAGUCGGAAUCACAGCAAGCCUCGUCUACUUCGUACUCAGUCAAACACUUGGUGCUGUGGGAAUCUACAGCGCUGCGAUUGGAUUGGCUACGAUGCUCUCAGUUCCACUUUUAUAUUCCAACAUUGUUAUUGGUGUUGCGGGAACAAUAUACACAGCUUUGGGUGGUCUUCGUGGCGUCGUCUGGGCGGACUGUGUGCAAGCGCUUGUUAUGUUCAUAGCGCCAGUUGACAAUUAUUGCGAAGGUCAUUUAUGACUCCGGUCAUGUGGAACCACCACUGAGAUCCAUGAGCGAUCUCAAUGUGACGGAGUACAUGUUCAGGGCAGACUUGGAUUUGACACUAGACGAAAACAUAUGGAGCUGUUUCAUCGGAGGUCUGCCGUAUAUUUUUGUUCGAGUCGGCUUCGACCAAAUGGUUGUGCAGAGAUUUAUGGCAGCAAGGUCGGAAAGGGACGCCAAGAGAAUAGCUGUCGUCAGUUCUGUGUUCGUGGUGUUCUUCUUCUUCCUCGUCGGAGUGGCUGGCGGGACCAUAAUUUAUUGGUACAGAGACUGCGACCCUCUGCUGUCUGGAGCAAUCAAGAGCUAUGAUCAGGUCGUGCCUUACUACUUAAAAGAGAGCCUUUCCGAGGUCACAGCAAUGCGAGGCCUAUUUCUCGCGGGUCUCUUGGGUGCUACCACAAGCACAGUCUCAUCGGUAGUCAACUCUCACGCAGCUACAUUUUACAUCGACGUUAUCGCACCAUACUACAAGCUGUCGGAGGAGAAGGCGUUGAUUGUAAUGCGACUUCUCGCAUUUGCGAGCGGUGCAAUCAUGACACUGUUUGCAAUCGCAGUGCCGGCACUGGGAACAGCAACUCGGCUGUUCCUGAACUUCUACGCCUCCGCAUCGGGCCCGUUCUCUGCGCUGGUCAUUCUGGCCGUCACGAGUCCAUGGGUGAAUUCAAAGGGCGCAGCUUGGGCAAGCUUGGUCGUUUGCGCAUUCCAGAUCUGGCACGCGGUGGGCAGGAGCAUGUCCAGCGUGGCCAAGCCACCCGUAUUUCCUGGGACGCUGGACAGGUGCCCCGCGCCGGAAAACAUCACGGCUGAAGCAGCCAGGAAUCUGUACAACGCAGACGGACAGAGCGCCUACGUCUUCCCGCUGUAUCGGCUGUCCUUCUUUUGGAGUUCCUUCUUCGGCGCCCUGAUGACCAUAACGCUUGCCGUGGUGCUCAGCUUCGCAACAGGUGGUAUACAAAGGGCCCGAAAGAAGUUACGGUUCACCAGUCCUCUAUUUACGGAAUUCUGGAAAAAAUUUAAGCUGAUCGGUGAAGAAUAUGAGGUGGUGAGUGCACCAAGGACAUUGAACGGCGUCGUCGUCUCGAAGAACAGGUCUGACGACGAUGAGCGAACGAAGCUGGGCACCGAGCUGACUCCGGUGUAUAAAGAGCGCACGAGCAGCGACCGUCGCCAUUGCAAAACGCCUCAGAGUGCCCAACGUAACGGAAGAAGCAGUUGA
This is a messenger RNA of Rhipicephalus sanguineus (brown dog tick), 2097 nucleotides long. Its product is annotated as putative sodium-dependent multivitamin transporter. Gene Ontology annotation, cellular component: membrane. The coding region runs from base 889 to 2097 and encodes 402 amino acids. The transcript has 17 exons. Gene Ontology annotation, biological process: sodium ion transport; transmembrane transport. NCBI's taxonomy places the organism in Eukaryota, Metazoa, Arthropoda, Arachnida, Ixodida, Ixodidae. Gene Ontology annotation, molecular function: symporter activity. The record is from RefSeq and is a predicted model, not a curated record.